AAAUACAAUAUUCUCUGUAAGCACUUAACUAAUAUAAAAACAGAUUUUAGAUACUUUUAGUAUUUAAGAUCGGACCUAUUGAUAUUUGAUCUGUACUUUUGAAGUGAGAUAGUUAAUUAUUUUUAUAACAUUAGGUUUCAAAAAUGGCGUCCUCUACGAACGCUGCGGCUGGCGAAGAUGAUGAUGAGGAGAAAACUUUUAACGUUGAAGAAGUACAAAAGAUAGUAAGAGACACUAUCGAAUUAUGCCUCGGAGGAAACGCCUACAGCCACACCCGUACUCCUAAUUGGAUCGCGAUAAUUACCGACAAGACUAUGUCCCGGCUUAGCAAACUACAAAAGCCUUUUAAGUAUAUAUUACGGGUCACAAUAACUCAAAAGAACGGCUCCGGUCUUCAUACGGCGGCUGCCUACUUUUGGGAUACGCUAACCGACGGCACUUGCACUGUGCGUUGGGAGAACAAAUACAUAUAUUGUAUCGUCAAUGUUUGGGGCAUGUCUUUGCAAUUAUAAUUUUGAAAGAUUAUUGUUAUAUGUAUAUCAUUGAUUAGUUAAUAACAGGUAAAAGGUUUCGCCCCAUGAUAAAAUUAAUACUAUCGUCUCUCAAUAAGAGGACAGUAAUUAACAAUAUAUUGGUUUGCAAAUGCCCGUAUGUAGUAGAAGGUUAAUUAGACUAUAGUUUAAUAAAACAAGAAAUGA
Hyposmocoma kahamanoa is the source of this 698-nucleotide messenger RNA. RefSeq names its product dynein light chain Tctex-type 1-like. Gene Ontology annotation, molecular function: dynein intermediate chain binding. The transcript is spliced from 3 exons. NCBI's taxonomy places the organism in Eukaryota, Metazoa, Arthropoda, Insecta, Lepidoptera, Cosmopterigidae. The record is from RefSeq and is a predicted model, not a curated record. Gene Ontology annotation, biological process: microtubule-based movement. Gene Ontology annotation, cellular component: cytoplasm; cytoplasmic dynein complex. The coding region runs from base 144 to 512 and encodes 122 amino acids.